AGGAUCCUUCGUGUACAAAUUCGAACCACAUGAAUCCAUGGAAGCGAAUAAAAGUGCAAAACUAACCCUAGAACAUGUAGCAGCACCUACCGUUACCCUUCGGGCUCGCCGUAGGGGAUGAGAAUGGGGACUGUCGUCGACUCCCAUUUCUUGGCCCUCACCGCCCUCGUCACGGUUGGAUAUCAGCUGGUAUUCUUCGUCGUCACCGCGUUGCUUAGGUUUGACAAGGUCACUGACUUUGCUGGUAGCACAAAUUUUGUUGUCCUUGGUAUAUUAACUCUUGCUUUAAAAGGAGCAUGGCAUUUCCGACAGAUUGUAUUGACAAUGCUUGUGGUGCUUUGGGGACUUCGCUUGGGACUAUUUUUAUUGAUGAGGAUCCUGCAGUGGGGGGAGGACCGCCGUUUUGACAGAAUGCGUAACAAUUUGGUGAAGUUGGCAGUUUUUUGGAUAAUCCAGGCUGUCUGGGUGUGGACUGUUAGCUUGCCUCUCACAAUUGUGAAUGCUAGUGAUAGAAAUCCAUCUGUCAAACCUCAAGAUAUCAUUGGUUGGAUAAUGUGGGGUGUGGGCUUAUCUAUUGAAGCAACUGCUGAUCAGCAGAAAUUGAUGUUCAAGAAUUCUCCUUCUAAUAGGGGAAAAUGGUGCAAUGUAGGACUUUGGAAAUAUUCUCGUCACCCAAAUUACUUUGGUGAGAUUCUCCUAUGGUGGGGAAUAUUUGUAGCUUCUACUCCUGUUCUAGAAGGUGCAGAAUGGCUAGUAGUUGUUGGACCUAUAUUCUUGACUCUGUUGCUUCUGUUUGUUAGCGGCAUCCCCCUACUUGAGAAAUCAGCUGAUAAGCGUUUCCGGUCGGAAGCAGAGUACCGUUUCUACAAAAGCACAACAAGCCCUCUUGUUCUAUUGCCACCUUUUGUAUAUGCAAAACUGCCACUGUGGUUCAAGGUAGCUUUCCUUUUCGAGUUCCCUCUCUACAGUCAAGGUUUUCCACAUGAAGGAAGGUCAAGCUGACUGUGCUCAAGCCUUCUCCGGAAAUCAAUUCCUGUGACGUAUGUACACUUUUUCUUUCUCAUUCUACCUAUACUAUACACAGUUUUAUGAGGAACCGGAUACGAUUUCAUCGUUUUCGAGUUCUACUCUUCCUGUUGAGAGUUCGAUGCUGCCUUAGAAAAUAUGACACUGUAUAAUUCACAUCAGACUGUCGAAUCCUUGUAUUUACACACUGUAUUGCUUUACAAAUGGAUAUAAGAAUCAUCCUGUGUUUUAUGCUCUGCAA
Molecule: messenger RNA, 1267 nt
Organism: Phoenix dactylifera (date palm)
Lineage: Eukaryota; Viridiplantae; Streptophyta; Magnoliopsida; Arecales; Arecaceae
Cellular component (GO): membrane
Source: RefSeq, a predicted model, not a curated record